Molecule: messenger RNA, 1387 nt
Organism: Aplysia californica (California sea hare)
Lineage: Eukaryota; Metazoa; Mollusca; Gastropoda; Aplysiida; Aplysiidae
Exons: 3
Coding region: 193-771 (192 amino acids)
Source: RefSeq, a predicted model, not a curated record
CUACCCUUUUCAGGCAACUGAGUUCGUUCCACUUUCGUAAUAGUGCACCUUUCUCAUUUAGUACAGUUUUGUCUCUAGUGUACAACUUAAAAUCAUAACAUAAUGAAAAUUGUAAGAACAAAGCACAAUUAAUUUAAUACGCAAAAAUUUGCUUCAUCCCAGUGGUUGGAAUGAGGGCCAGAUUUUUUCCUCAUGGAAGGGCAAAAGCUAGGCUACCAUUUUGGCACACUUUGGUCAAGUGAACAAAUUAGCCUUAUGGUCAAAACCUCCGAAUGGACUUCCGGGUCAAAUUUGGUGUGCAAUAUUAUAAAAAUCGUAGUACACAACAUGCCCGAGGGCACUCUCUCAAAACAAUGCACUAUGCACCCGCCGGCGAUUGAGAGACUGGUCGAGGGUGCCGUAUUCAGCACCUUUGCUGAAUUCACAGAGUUGUUCGACAAGUACAAAUCAGACACAAAUAGUGUAUUUGUUUCCAAGCAUGCAACAAAAGUCUCUUCGGCAAACAAGAGGGUAAUGACUGCCGAAAAAAAAUAUCGAGAUGAAUGGGUGUACAGGAGCAUCCAGUUCCAGUGCAAGCAUUUUGGUGACUAUGAAUCCCAAAGCAAGGGUUCCAGACCUAAUCAAGCAACUUUCAAGAUGGGUUGUAGGGCCAAACUUCGCUUAUUUGCUAAGAAAGAAAACAAUGGACUUGUGCUGACCGAGGUCCAUUUAGAGCACAGCAACCAUCCUGGCAUUCAAUCUGUACAUGAUGCUCUCUUUAUCCCGAGCUGAGGCAGCUGACAGAUGAACAGCUAAGUGAGCUGCAUGACUUACUUGUACUGAAAGUUCCAGCACAGAAAAUAGUGCAACAUAUAAACACAAAGUAUGACAUUGAUGUAACAGCACAGGACGUCCACAAUCAUCGAAGACGUCUUAAAGACAAGCAAGCUUCGGGAAUGACGGAGGAUGAGCUAACCAGAAGACUAUUCAGUGAUAUUACUAGAGAUGAUCCUGGCUCAACUGUUGAUGUUAUAUGUGAUGUAAACAACUUUGCCAAUGUCAUUUUUUUUCAGACUUCUCAAAUGAAGCAAAUAUUCUGCAAAUAUCCUAAAGUGUUAUUUAUUGACACGACAUACAAGGUUAAUCGAAGGGAAAUGCCGCUCUUCAAUAUCAUGGUCGUUGAUGGCAAUAGGAAUGGUCAAGCAGUUGGCCACGGUCUAAUCAUUAACGAAACCAAGGAAACCUUAAAAGCUCUACUGGAAAAAUUUGUGUUGCACAAUGCCGUUUGUAGACAAGUUAAAACUGUCAUUGUUGACAAAGAUUUCUCUGAAAUUAAUUCUGUACGCCAGUGUCUUCCAGAGGCUGAUAUUGUUUUAUGUAAAUUCCAUGUAAUCCAGGCAUUCCAAAA